CAUAUGCAUUUCUCCAUGUCUUUGCCAUGGAUGGAUCAUUCAUCUCAAAAGAAGGAAGAGGAAGGGUCAUCAACAAGUCAUCAUGCUGUUCAGCAGAGCCCAGAAAGGGAAAGACACACUUUCACGUUCAAGUACAAGGACAAGUCGUACAUUGUGGCAUGUGACAAAUCCCAGACUGUGAUUGAUGCUCUCAAUGAUAAUGGUAGCUUUAAGAAAAUUAACAACAACAACAUGCAGACAGAAAUAAUUAUAAAAAGAUCUGAAGGGAAAUUCCAUGGAGCUGCUGUGAACACUGAUUUCCCCUGCUGUCUUAUUGAAAGAGAUGAAGUCUUAAAUAUACAAUUCAUCACAAGAGAAAAAAAUGCUUCUAUAGAACAAAAAUCAACUGAGAAGACUUCACUUCAACAAUCAACUGAGAAGACUUCACUUCAACAUCAAAAAUUAGUUGUCCUCUACAUCAGAACAAAAGGAGAGGGCAAAAUGAAAAUCAUAAUAAAGAGCACAACACUGAGGACAGUUGACUAUGUUUGUGUGUAUGCAUUUGUAGGAGAGACAUUGGAAAGUGCACUUUGGCGUGAUGGGCGAUUUGUGGAUGAAAUAUUUGUCAGAGGCUCUGAGCUCAUAGAGUAUGAUGAUAAAAAGAAAGAUACAGUGAAGGUUAAUAGUGUUGGUAAAAAGCAGCAACCUGGCAAAAAGCAUUUAAGUAGUGCAAAGAAGGAAAGUAUUGAAGCUCCAGCUGGUGCUCUGGCAGUUGAACCCAAUGUCCAUCAAAGUCAAUAUCCCGUCAACACUGAACAAAAGGAGACUCAAAAGGCAAAGAUGAUAAAAUCAACAAAUCAGAGUGGGGCUCAAGUUACUGGGGAUUUAGAGAACACUGAGUACAAAAUUCUGUGUAAAGAUAUAUUGGAGAAGCUAAAAGACCCCGAGGUUAGAAAGUUGUACCAAAAAGAAUUUGAUAAAGGCUUUAAGAGUUUCACUGAGGUGACGAAAGUGAAGCAGCUCAUGAUCCUGUCUGAUUCUGUAUGUCUGAUUGGAGUUGAGCCGAGUAAAGAUGAGCAGAUUGCUGGUGAGCAGAUUGCUGGUGAGCAGAUUGCUGAACUUCGUUUGUCCCCAUCAGAGCAUCAACACACAUUUAGUCUGUUAAGGCCCAUAAAGGUAGCAUUUAAUUAUGAAUAUUCAAAAUCACAGGCAAUAGUACUGCGAUGCAAAAACGACCUUGCUGCUUACCGUUAUGAGAAAGACAAACAUAUUGAUUACGCUCUUCUUGAAUUGGAUAUUGAUGAAUCUAUUUCUGUUAACUGUUCUCAAUUGCUCAGAAAUUACAAACAUGCCCCUCCUAAUGCACCUCCUAAUAGUGGUGGGAUUUACAUUGUGGGACAUCCAGAUUGUGGGGUUAAAAAAAUGGACCCCUGCUUCAUCAUUGAGAUUGAGAAUCGAUUACAGGCUAUAAAUAAUCACAUAUCUCAGAAUAGGUUAUAUCCAUAUGUGUCAUUGCAAUGUUGGCCUUAUCUUAAAGAAAACGACAUUACCUAUGACACUUGUUUCUUUCAUGGAUCUUCUGGCUCCCCAGUUUUUGAUGAAUACUGCUAUCUGAUUGGUAUGCACACUGGUGGAUUUGAUUACAAAGAAGGUGAUAUAACCAGAAGUGUUAUAGAAUUUGCCUAUUCCAUGCAGUCCAUCCUAGAAAGUCUCAAAAAUGAGGUCAAGACAAAGAGACCUGACAUCUUAAACUUACUUUCUGAAUUUGAAUUUAUGAAAGAACUCCCUGAGGAAACUGAGGGUGCACGUGGAGCAAACAUGCCCAUGGAGGAACAAUUCCAGAAUCAAGAAGAUGUGAAAAUGGAAAUAGAUUAAAAGGACAUUGGGGUUCGGAGUCGUGUUUAAAGCAACCCACACAUUUAUCUUUUUCUUGUGUAUUAAUAAUAAUGAUGAUCCUAGUCUUUGAAGAAGUUUUUAUUUUAAUUUUUUUUAAACGGCAAAUAAUUUUCAGUCCAAAACCUUUUUAAUGCUCUGCUUAUAGUAAAAGAUGCACAUCUUAACAACAAUAUUUACCUUUUUUGUCAUAAAUCAGAUCACAAUUAUUUCUGCUUUACAGUUGAGUUUUGACAAAUGAUUAAUACAGUUGAAAUGUAUGUUUUAUCACAUAUUACAUUAAUGUAUACCAUAUAUAAAAUUGUUGGUGAUGGUGUUACAGUAGGUCUAGUGCUCAAGAUGUUUCAAAGCUUUUGGAAUCUCCUUCAGUUUUCUAAGUCUGAAGAAUUUUGUGGAUGUCCUGCAAAUAAAAUAAUGUUUGUCAGACUGUAAAACUAUGUUG
Molecule: messenger RNA, 2314 nt
Organism: Xyrauchen texanus (razorback sucker)
Lineage: Eukaryota; Metazoa; Chordata; Actinopteri; Cypriniformes; Catostomidae
Product: serine protease FAM111A-like
Exons: 5
Coding region: 4-1854 (616 amino acids)
Source: RefSeq, a predicted model, not a curated record